AUGUCUGACUUGAUGCCGCCAGACGUCGUCGAGCUCAACGAGCAACUGGCUCUGUUCCAACACCGUACGCUCAAGUCGAACCUUGUGGUGGGCAUCCCUGCAGACGUCGUAGACAAGCUGGAGAAGGAAGACGUCAAGUGGCGGUACAACGGCAAACGCGGCACCAUCCAGAGCGGGAAUAUUUUUAAAUGGGACGAGUACUCUUUUCGGAGUGAAUCCAGUCACCUACUAUUCCACGGGAAAGCUUCGUGGCAAGCAGCGGAGGGCGCGGUGCACGGUGGCGGCGCUUGGGCGAUGGCCCCGCAGCUCGCGACCGGCUUCGUUCGUCGCUUGUUUAAGCUGUUCCAACACCGUACGCUCAAGUCGAACCUUGUGGUGGGCAUCCCUGCAGACGUCGUAGACAAGCUGGAGAAGGAAGACGUCAAGUGGCGGUACAACGGCAAACGCGGCACCAUCCAGAGCGGGAAUAUUUUUAAAUGGGACGAGUACUCUUUUCGGAGUGAAUCCAGUCACCUACUAUUCCACGGGAAAGCUUCGUGGCAAGCAGCGGAGGGCGCGGUGCACGGUGGCGGCGCUUGGGCGAUGGCCCCGCAGCGUACGUGCGUCUGA
This is a messenger RNA of Phytophthora sojae, 609 nucleotides long. RefSeq lists its product as hypothetical. Gene Ontology annotation, cellular component: cytoplasm; nucleus. Lineage: Eukaryota; Oomycota; Peronosporomycetes; Peronosporales; Peronosporaceae. Gene Ontology annotation, molecular function: phosphatase activity. The transcript is spliced from 7 exons. Bases 1 to 609 code for a protein of 202 amino acids. The record is from RefSeq and is a predicted model, not a curated record. Gene Ontology annotation, biological process: DNA damage response.